Molecule: messenger RNA, 3570 nt
Organism: Dermacentor andersoni
Lineage: Eukaryota; Metazoa; Arthropoda; Arachnida; Ixodida; Ixodidae
Gene: Rexo5
Product: RNA exonuclease 5
Cellular component (GO): nucleus
Molecular function (GO): exonuclease activity; nucleic acid binding
Source: RefSeq, a predicted model, not a curated record
GAAAAAAGAAACAUUGCAGUGGCCGCAUGGGUGCAAGCACAUGUGCGUUGAGAACUGCCGCAGUGAAUUAUCAUGUAUGUCUAUGCAUGUAAACAAAUGCUGAAGCGUAAGUUGCGCCAGAAUAACACUUCUGUGUGUUCCGGCAGACUGUACUCUCGCGCAUAUUCGCGAGUGCACAACUUCCACGGCAAGAUGGAAUGGACUUGCGAAUCGUAAGCGCGUUUGAUCAGUCGCCUUGCCCGAUUGGUAAGCGUCACUCCACGUGUUCCUGGCCGCCUGCUGUGGUGCUGCGUAAAUCUGACGCGCUAGCGUGAUGGCAACUGUCAACGGAAAAGCCGAGAAGCGAAUCGGUUUGAGUUGUAAGAAGAUGAAGCGCAUGGAAUCCAAGAAGAGGAAGAUUGAAGCCUUUUUGCAGUUGUGCGAGGACAAGUCAUCGGUCAGCCCAGAAUCGGCCACUGCAACGAAGAAGCGUCAAAAUUCGGACAAAACUUGGGCGCACGAAAAAACGUCUGUUUCAGAGAGGAAGACAACGGACCUUUCAGACGCGGCCAAGACAAUCAGCGAGGAAUUGGUGCAGCUUCGAGCCCGGAAGCGUCCCUUUCCUAGUGCGUGGAAAGAAAUGCCCAAGUUUUUUCUGACCGAUGAUGGCACCGAAGCUGCCUGGGCGUGGCCAGAAACCGAUGCCAGUGCCGACAACGACGACUCCGAGGACGUCGUGGAGGACAAGGCCGUUCUUUACCUUCAAGAUAUCCAGGCCCUGCUCCUUGUAGCCUUAAUGGGCCAGAAGACCCCAAUCUUGACGCGUUGGUGCCGGUACCUACGAAACGAAAAAACGAGCCACAUUGUCGUAAUCACUGUGAGCGGACUCUCGGCGAAGGACCUUAGUGCGAGUGCCGAACAGUUCCCGAAGCUCAGGAACAUAUUCCCUGACGGCGGAGUCCGUGUCGUUCCCUCUGCGCGUUACGGCGCCACAACCGAAUCUGAACUUACGCAAGUGCCAAUCAGUCUCACCAGCGGCAUGAAACUGCGGUGCUUCUUUGGCUCACUGGAGGCCGCCGAGUCUGCUGGUGCGGUCUACAGGUGCUACGGCGCGUUUGUGCCCAUCGAGAAGCCUGACGAUAAAGAAACCAGUGGGAAAAACGAAGAACCGGAGCCGUCCGACAAACCAAGCGCUCCAAAGACAAGCGAUGUGACGGCUGCUGAUGCGCCAGUACUGAACCAGACGGUGGCAAUGCAAAACAAAAGUACCAACAAGAAUGCCAAAAGUAAAAAGACACAGCCGCUUGACAGUAAGUCGCCAGAAAAGCUUCCGGCAAAAGAAGUACCUACUGAAGAUGAAGACAUUGCCACUUUUGAGGUGCCCCGUACAUUUUUUCUGUUGAGCCCAGUUCAGAUGCUGACUGAAGGCUACCCACUGAUCAGAGCAAACAACACACGAGACUACGUCUACACAAAGUCAAGCUACACACCAGUAAAUCAUAACUCCCGCUUGUUUGGAUUAGAUUGUGAGAUGUGCUUGACAACAGCCAGGGUCAACGAGCUCACCCGUGUGGCCAUGGUGGACGAAGAGGAAAACGUGCUGCUUGACGAACUGGUCAAACCUCGCAACCGCAUAAUUAACUACCUCACACAGUUCAGUGGCAUAACGAAAGAAAUGCUGGAUCCAGUUUGGACACGCAUUGAAGAUGUCCAGAAAGCAAUAUCCGACCUUCUGCCCAGCGAUGCCAUCCUUGUGGGACAGUCGCUGAACUGUGACUUGCACGCACUACAUUUGAUACAUCCAUAUGUGAUUGACUCCAGUGUCAUCUACAAUGUGACGGGAAACCGGCGAAUCAAGACGAAGCUCAAGACACUGACAAGCACUUUUCUUGGCGAGGAAAUUCAAACAGGCACCGACGGCCACUGUUCUGCAGAGGACGCCAUCGCAAGUCUUCGCCUUGUCAAGCAUAGGCUCAAACAGGGCCUCUUUUAUGGGGAUGCCGUUCUUAAAGAAAUGCAAAAAAAAAUCAUGGACAGGGCAUUAGAAAUAUACAAUCGUAAGACACAGUUCAAUGUCUUUGUCUAUGAUGAGGAUGAAAUGGGAUUUGGAAGUGCCGGCAAGAAAAGGGAAGAAUAUGAGCCUAUCGGAGUUUAUGUCUACGAUGAGGAAGAGUUGGAGUCCACCACAGUAGCCAAAACACCCACCAAGCCGCAAGAAUCGCCGAGCAAGCAAAAAGAACUAACGGUGUGGGCUAAAUGUCGGAAACAGCUACAAACCGAUUUCCGGGGUGCUGUAAGCAACCUGUUCUACUACCUUAAUAAAAGAGAGAACAGGAGGUUAGUGCAUCUUGUUGGCAAGAAGGAAGUCCUUGGCAACUACCCCAAGUUUGUGCUCAAAACCACUCCACACACUCAAGUGGACAGCAACAAAGAAGUCGCACGAAGCGUGAGGUCUCUUAUGGAAACAAACCAGAUCGUCAUGGCUGGGCUUCAAGCACAGGACAGCAAUGGACAAGUUACCAAGGAAAAGGCAGCAGAAGUGGACAAACUUUUAAGAAAGAUCUAUCGCAAUUGCAGGAAGGCAUGUCUGUUUGUUGUGUUCUUAGAAGGCUCAGUGGACGUGGACACUCAAGUGACUCAACACGGUCUGUGUUUUGUGAAGGUCAAGGAAGCUGAAAAGAGACCUCUGAAAGAAGACUGUAGUGUCGAGGAUUGAUGGACCUCCUAAGGAAUGAUGUGUAGGUGAUGUUAAGCAAUUUUGCUUCAAUUGCUGGUAUUGAUUCUGAGGAUAUUAAAUGUGUUCAAGAUGGUAAAAAAAAUUCAGUGUCAUUCCACUCUGUGAAGGUAGGUGACCAGCGAAGCUGUUUAACGCAAAACAUAGAGGUGACCCAGAAUAUUGAACAAAGGUAUGAACAUAUUUAUUGUCGUAAUCUGUGGUCAUCGUGAUAAUAUAGAUUGGCACACACAUUUGCAUAUCACCUCUGUUAUUAAAUGUGUUCGUCACGUAAGACAAUGGAUGGCUCAUACCCCCUUAAGCAAUCGCUCAUACCGCCGUAAACACAGCCUCCCCAUUACGACAGAUGAGAAGUGAAAUUCCAUACUGGGAUAACGAGUGGCAACGGAGCCAGCUGUGGAAAACGACAACGCUCCAGCCAUUGCUGAUGAUGAUAGUUUUUUAACAACGUGGUCGGAGCCAGCUGUAGAAGAAGACAACGAAGACUCGAGCAGUGGCACCAGUGCGUUUGCGCGGUUGGCGCAGAUAAUUUUUUAACAGUCCUUUUUAAAAAUGUUGUACAAAACAUUUUUUCAAAAACAUCUGUUCUUACCCUUGUGCCUGGGACCUCUUUGUAUCCCAGCUGUGACAAGGGUAUUUCAAGGGCACGUUACUGGUCCCAGAGCACACAGGGGUAUGUGCCACAGAGCUUGCACCCUUUCUUCACUAUCCAAGGAUCAGCCCACAUGAUGAUUCCUUUUUGCCAACACCUCGGACUUUUUUUUCCCCCAGAUCCUAGCCAUAGACAGCUUCACUGUAAGAUGCCCAAAUGUGUGUAUGUGUCAAUAGACAUUAAAGAAAAGCCGUAAAUAAGUUGA